AUGCAAGAGAUUAAGGACCGCAAGGAGCGCCUGGAGGAGCGCAAGGAGAGGCGGGAGGCGAUGAAGGAGCGGCGGGAAGAGCUCGGGGUGAAGGAAGACCUGGGGUCAUUCGAUAUCAAGGGGAAGGCCAGGGAAAACGCCAAGGCCAAGGCUGAGCAGCUGGUCCAGGUGGACUUCGAGGACGGCCACACACAGGCGAUGUUUGGUGACACCGUUACCGUCACCACCGUGGUAGGCAUUCCCGACAGCGACGACGAGGAGGACGCGAGAGAGACGGCGAGAUUGGAGAAGGAGCUCCUCCAGGAGAAGAAGCGGAAACGCGCGGAGAGGCUGGAGAGGGGUCGAGGAGGGGGCGGGGGGGGCGGGGCGGCGAGAGGAGGUGUUGCCGGGGAUUCCGAGGGGGCAAAGGAGGAGCGGUGGUCGUUGGCGGCGGUCUCGAAGCGGCUAGCGGCAAACAUGCCGGCGAAGCCACGAAAGGGAGCGGCGAAGAGAGCGGCGCAGGCGGCGGCUGCGGCGACGUCGGAGAAGGGAAAGAAGGGGAAAAGGGCGAAAAAGGCGGCGGCGGGCGGGGGAGGGGGGGCGGCGCUCAUGGACAAGGCGCGGGGGAGCAUGCCAAGGGCAGAGCUCAGCAAGGGGAAGAAGAGACGCUAA
Messenger RNA from Ectocarpus siliculosus, 651 nucleotides. The record is from the annotation of a GenBank genome assembly. Lineage: Eukaryota; Phaeophyceae; Ectocarpales; Ectocarpaceae.